UUGCUGAUCACUGACAACGAGAAGCAUUGCUCACAGAAGGAGGGUAAUGUGUGUAUCGGGAGCAUGAGGGUAUACUGACACAAGUAACGCAAGUUUCAUGACCUACAUAAACAUAGCACAUAGGAGGAGUAUUGAGUCGGCAGUGUGUGAGAGCUGGAAUCUUGAAAGGGGAGACUUGACUACUGAACCGAUCGUUGACAUUUGAAUACACUGUCGUGGUGACAAGUUCUGAAGUAGUCCACGAGUGACAGACUGUUCUUAGAAUUGAUGCACAGUAUAAACAGCGAGAUGUCGACGCCAGCAGAGAAAGCCAUGGCGGCAGGGAUCAAUGUUGAACUGGUAAUGGAUGACGGUCUCGUGCAGGCUGCUAUAGUGUUGGACACUUUGAAGAAUGUGAAGUUUAUUCCUAUCCGUGACGACGACAUCUUACUCUGCACUUACCCAAAGUCAGGUACACAUUGGACCUGGGAGAUCCUCAACAUGAUCGUGGCAGGCAAGGCCGAGUACGCGAAACACUGGCAGAACUCAGCCUGGCUGGAAUACAGGGAACACGAAGAGCUGGAGGCGCUGGCUUCACCAAGGAUCCUCCACACACACCUGCGUCCAAGCCAACUACCAGAUGAUGUAUGGCACAAAAGAUGUAAAGUCGUGUACGUCAGGAGGAAUCCUAAGGACUGCGUGGUGUCGUCCUUCAAUCAAACAACCAAGCAGGUCUGGAAGGACAACCCUGUGGCAAAACCGUCCUACACUGGCACUUGUAUAACUGGUGACUGGAAGAAUUGGUUCACGGUGGCCCAGAGCGAGCGGUUUGAUAAAGUAUACGAAGAAAGGUUAAAGGAAAAAUUCCCUUACUGACAUCGUGAAUAGGAAACACAUUGCUUCUUUGUCGUGUUAGGUGCACAUAAAGACGGCGAAAACAACCAGUGUUAUGGACCGAAGACCGUUGUUGAUUACUAGUUCAGAGCCAUGUACAUGUCCUGCUUGAGAUAGAUACGUAUGUUAUAAACUAAUGGUGCAAAUAAACCUUAAAAUCCCUGA
Messenger RNA from Haliotis rubra (blacklip abalone), 1038 nucleotides. RefSeq names its product sulfotransferase 1C2A-like. NCBI's taxonomy places the organism in Eukaryota, Metazoa, Mollusca, Gastropoda, Lepetellida, Haliotidae. The coding region runs from base 268 to 855 and encodes 195 amino acids. Gene Ontology annotation, biological process: sulfation. The transcript has 5 exons. The record is from RefSeq and is a predicted model, not a curated record. Gene Ontology annotation, molecular function: sulfotransferase activity. Gene Ontology annotation, cellular component: cytoplasm.